UUUCAGAACUAUCAAAAGUUUUUAGCAUUAACAUAAUGUAUUAUUGUGGCAGAGUCAUGCUUUAUUAACCUACAACAUUUAUCUUGCAGUUAAAGAUUCAGCACUUAUUUUCGAACAAUGUUUACACAGUAAUUUGACAGUUAUUUGAUAACUUUAUUUUAAAUUACAAUAUUUCAAGUAAGUCUAAUCAAUACGUUCGGUCUACUGUGCAGUUGAUAAAAAAUCAGAAUUAUUAGCACAGCAAGAAAAUUAUGUUGAAAAGAUCACUUCAGUUUAAAAAAAGGAAGAAAAUUAUUUUUUUUCUUCUAUAUCUUUAUAAUAAUGUUAUUUACUCUACAAGCUUAAAUAAGGUUCCAAACACAGUUUUUAGUGCAAAUCCUAAAGACAUGGAUAAUCAAUUGAACUUUAGUGUGGAGAAAAAAUCUUUAGAAAUUAUAAGGAGUUCUGCCUUAAUGGAAUUAAAUAACACAAAAGACAACAUUACUAAAAAUCAUAAUAAAACUACUAAUAAUACGUCCAUCCCUAAGGACUCUAUCUCAAAUUUAAAAAAGUUAAAGGAGUAUAAACUCUUUAUCAUUGAGUUUACCAGAGUUGAAACGCCUUUCAUCAUUGGAAUUUGGAUACUUUUCGCCAGUGUGGCAAAAAUAGGUUUUCAUAUGGCGCCAAAGUUAAAUAAAAUGUUUCCAGAAUCUUGUCUCCUGAUAGUAGUUGGAGUCGUCGUCGGAUUUUUUUUAUUUAAGAAGGAUGAUGUUCAUGUAUCUCCCUUAACACCUGAUACUUUCUUUUUAUACAUGCUUCCACCUAUUAUAUUGGAUGCAGGGUACUUCAUGCCUAAUAGAUUGUUCUUUGACCAUAUUUGGACAAUCUUAUUGUUUGCAGUGGUCGGAACAAUUUUUAAUACAUUGUCGAUAGGUAUGUCAUUAUGGCUUAUUGGAAGAAGUGGAUUUUUCUUAUGUACAGCUACAGUUCUAGAAAUGCUUCUUUUUUCUGCGCUCAUAAGUGCAGUUGAUCCUGUUGCUGUUCUUGCAGUUUUCGAAGAAAUUCACGUGAACGAAGUGCUCUACAUAGUUGUUUUUGGAGAAAGUCUUCUCAAUGACGCGGUUACAGUGGUUCUGUAUCAUAUGUUUGAGACAUACAGCGAAAUGGGGAUGACAAGAAUUUCGUACUCUGAUGUAUUAUCCGGAUUCACGUCUUUUUUUGUAGUUGCAAUUGGCGGUACACUGAUUGGUAUUGUAUGGGGCUUUGCGACUGCAUUUGUCACACGAUUUACUAACGAAGUCCGUGUCAUAGAACCUAUAUUAAUAUUUGUUAUGGCCUACCUCGCAUAUCUUAGUGCUGAAAUAUUUCAUAUGUCUGGAAUUUUAGCAUUGCUACUUAAAAUAAACACCAGUCAUUGUCAUUAUGCGUAGAGAUAUCCUUUUUUCA
Copidosoma floridanum is the source of this 1425-nucleotide messenger RNA. RefSeq names its product Na[+]/H[+] hydrogen exchanger 2 (gene Nhe2). Gene Ontology annotation, cellular component: plasma membrane. Gene Ontology annotation, biological process: proton transmembrane transport; regulation of intracellular pH; sodium ion import across plasma membrane. Lineage: Eukaryota; Metazoa; Arthropoda; Insecta; Hymenoptera; Encyrtidae. Gene Ontology annotation, molecular function: potassium:proton antiporter activity; sodium:proton antiporter activity. The record is from RefSeq and is a predicted model, not a curated record.